This is a messenger RNA of Plasmodium cynomolgi strain B, 1017 nucleotides long. RefSeq lists its product as hypothetical. Lineage: Eukaryota; Apicomplexa; Aconoidasida; Haemosporida; Plasmodiidae. The coding region runs from base 1 to 1017 and encodes 338 amino acids. The transcript has a single exon. The record is from RefSeq and is a predicted model, not a curated record.
AUGAACGAGCUGGGGGAGGAUAUUGAAGAUAUGGAAGCCCUGAGUCUAAACCGGGGUGGGUCAAACGUGAGUGGAGACAUAGAAUCGGAAAAAGGUGACAAGGGAGGAGGAGAAAAAGAGGCGGUUGACUCGGCAUAUGCAGGAGAAGUAGGAAGCAACUCACACAGCACGCUGUAUAACUACCCAACAGAGAGUGCUCAGAAAAUUUUAAAGAACCAUUUAGAAGACUAUUUAAAACAGCUAGAUUUUUACAAAAACAACCCCAAGUGUAGAAUAGACCCAACAGUCUACCUUGAAGGAACAGAGGAGGUCGAAAAUUACGUCGUGAAGGAAAAGAUACUCAUAACAACAUACUAUCAAUACAUAGACGUGUAUGAAAGCUCCAUCGAUGUAGAGGAGGACCUGGAAAGGGAAGAAAUUGUAUACGUGGAAGUUCCAAAGUACGUAACUAAGUAUAACCCUAAGGUGAUAACAAAUUAUAUUGAAAAAACUGUCGAGAUUCCAAGUGGAGAGGAAAUUAAAAGACCUGUGUAUAACAAGGUUAAUGUUCCUUACGUGGUUCCACAUGUCGUGGAGAAUGAAACACAAGUGGUGCUAAAAAAGAUUGUCCAACCAGAAAUCCACACAUCGAAUGAAGAGAUAGAAGUAGAAGUCGAAAAGUAUGUCCCCUGUUUAAUCCCAGUUAAUGUGUAUGUACCUCGGUACUUUGGAUUAUCUGCAAAGACGACGGAUGAAGUAGAGCAGUCUGUUAACUAUGUUGAUCUGACCCAGGAACAGACGGACUAUCUCAUAAAGGAAUUGAACCCCCAUUUGAAUGAGCUAAAGAGCUUCAACGAGGCACAAGUGAAACGAAUGGAAGAAUGCAUUCGCGAAUCUGAGGAACAGGCCAGGAGUCAUGGCUUAGACCCCCCGCAACCGGAACUCGUGUCGUACGACUUGGACGGGAAUAGCCAGACCCUCGACUACAGCGACUUCCCCCAGUUUAAGGAGACCUGCCUGAGGGAGUUGACAUGCUAG